Molecule: messenger RNA, 752 nt
Organism: Phoenix dactylifera (date palm)
Lineage: Eukaryota; Viridiplantae; Streptophyta; Magnoliopsida; Arecales; Arecaceae
Product: succinate dehydrogenase subunit 6, mitochondrial-like
Cellular component (GO): outer membrane; respiratory chain complex II (succinate dehydrogenase)
Source: RefSeq, a predicted model, not a curated record
GAAAGGAACUCUUCCCGUGAACCCGAGAGAGAGAGAGAGAGAGAGAGAGAGCGAUGGCGGAGGAGAGCUCGGAUUCGUCGCAAGGGGGGUUUCUGGGGAAGCACUACGAGGAGGUGAAGGGGCACUGGAGGAGGAACCUCGCCUUCUUGGACUACUACAAGAAGACGCUGGGCCGCGCGGAGCCCCUACCUAAGUGGACCGACGCCGACGUCGAGGAGUUCAUCGCCUCCGAUCUCGUCUACGGCCCCCAGGUUCCUUAUGGUGUUCUGGAAUGGACCUCUUUUCCUUUUCAGUUGAAAGCUUUAAGGGAAUCAAGGAAGUACGCAAUUGUUGGGGCGCUCCUUGGUGCAGCACAUUUAGGAGGAGUUUCCUGGAAAUAUUCAAAGAGCCCACAUGGUUUUGUUUUGGCUACCGGAUUCGGAGCCCUCUGUGGUGGUGUCCUUGGAUCUGAAGUUGCAGAACACUGGAAGCAGCUCUACAAGAUUGAUAAGCAGGGUGCGAAUCUUAGGUUUCUCUACUGGUGGGAGGACAAAACAGUAGGGAACCGGAGAAAUUGAUACUUGCCUUCGGUGCUUGGUUCGUGCUUUCGGAUCCGACGACCAAAGUGAAGCGUUGAUUGCACUUGUAAUGAAAUAAAAAAAAAAGAAAACCCUGCUUUUUUCUUUAGUCGCCCGAAUAAAAUAGCAUGCUGUGAUGAUGACAAAAUCCUAAGAAACCAUAUAUUUUUGACGCCUUGAAGUUUUAUUCUUCAU